Messenger RNA from Corythoichthys intestinalis (scribbled pipefish), 2551 nucleotides. RefSeq names its product BarH-like homeobox 1b (gene barhl1b). The coding region runs from base 462 to 1439 and encodes 325 amino acids. The transcript has 3 exons. Gene Ontology annotation, biological process: regulation of DNA-templated transcription. Lineage: Eukaryota; Metazoa; Chordata; Actinopteri; Syngnathiformes; Syngnathidae. The record is from RefSeq and is a predicted model, not a curated record. Gene Ontology annotation, molecular function: DNA binding; DNA-binding transcription factor activity, RNA polymerase II-specific.
CCUCCCAUCUCGCUUAGUUGGGACUAUUUAACCCACUUUACUGCGAUUCCACGCAUCCCCGCGAUCCCUUCCCUCGCGUUAGUGUGCAGUUGCAGUUCUGCACUCCACCUGACUGCUACUAAAAGAAUGAGAACAGUUGUCUCCUGUGCUGACCCGGUGAUCCAUCUGGUGCCUGUCCAUGGUGCUGAACCGGCAUCGUGAGUCUUUUUGCAGCUCCGGUUGCGAAAUCAUCCGAGUUGUAAGCGGUGCUCGAUAGAAGAAAUCCAACUGGACGCAUUUUGUUGCAGCAAAACAACUCAAAUGGAUGGACGACGCCAGGGACUGCUUAGGAAAUGAUAUAAUUUUAUACUGAAACAAUUUUCUGUAGUUGAAAGGACAUUUUCUUUUCAGUGUGAAGUCAUCUAAACUUGUUCCAAAUACCAAAUGGUAGUUUGAGGAGCACCCCUCGAUCGGUCAAGACAAUGGAGGCGUCCGCCAACGGCUCCAGUUUCGGCAUCGACUCGCUGCUGUCCCACAGGCCCGGAAGUCCGCUCUCCAAGGGGGACAGCCUGGCGGGGGAGUGCCGCUCGCCUCUGGAGUUCAGUCCGAGAUCCGACGUGGAGAGCGGCUGCUCGUCGCCGCCCUCGCCCAGGCGGGAGUGCGCGGACGAAGUGGCUCAGAGACAGGGACACGGUGUCGGCCUGCCGCCUCACCUCCAGCACGGCCCCGCCAUCUCGGCGGGGGCCCAGCAGAGGACCAUGACCUCGUCCUUCCUCAUCCGAGACAUUCUGGCGGACUGUAAGCCUCUGGCCGCCUGUGCGCCUUACUCUAGUAAUGGACAACCAACGCAAGAGGCCGGUAGGCUGGCUGCCAAGAUUGCCGACGACUUUAUGGAGAAAAUCCACAGUAACUCGUCGUCGGACAGCGAAUAUAAAGUGAAAGAGGAAGGGGACCGGGAAAUCUCCAGCAGCAGAGACAGCCCCCAAGUCCGACUCAAGAAACCCCGAAAGGCCCGGACGGCCUUCACGGACCACCAAUUGGCGCAACUGGAGCGCAGCUUUGAGCGCCAGAAGUACCUGAGUGUGCAGGACCGCAUGGAACUGGCCGCCUCACUAAACCUCACCGAUACGCAGGUCAAGACCUGGUACCAGAACCGAAGGACCAAAUGGAAGAGGCAGACCGCGGUGGGACUCGAACUCUUGGCCGAGGCCGGCAACUAUUCAGCUCUGCAACGGAUGUUUCCGUCGCCCUACUUCUACCCGCAGAGCCUGGUGUCCAACUUGGACCCGGGGGCGGCCCUUUACUUGUACAGGGGCCCUUCUGCGCCUCCGCCCAGCCUGCAGAGGCCCCUGGUGCCCCGCAUCCUACUGCACGGCCUGCAAGGAGGCAGCGAGCCUCCACCCCCGCCACCUCUGCCCCCCAUGUCUGGUGUACUCUCCCGGCCGGCCCAGCAGCGGUGAGCCGGUCAUUCGGACAGAACCAAAAAGAAGCAAAAGAGAGAGAGAGAGAGAGAGAGAAAAAAAACACGACUUAAUAUAAAAUAAAGGAACUUCUAUAGAAGCUUUUACGGUGCAACGCGACAUGAACAUUGAGGAGAGAACUUUUCGAGUCUUCGUGGAAGGAUCUCCUUUUUGGGGGAGGGCUGGGGUUAUUUAUGGCUUAUUUAUAUUUCUGUAUAAAGGAAAGGCUCUAAGUUAUGUUUUUAUUUAAACUCAUUCUUUAUUCUCGUAUGUUUUCUGUCAUUCUUUUAAAUGCCACAGAAUAUUAUCGUCCUUUCUUUCGAAAAUCCUGAUUUUAUUAUCAAACGAGGAGUGAACAUGUGAUUUUAAUUUUAAAUUCCAAAAGUUAACAUUUGAUUUCUUGUAAAUUAUUAAGUUGGCUUGACACCAAUCAUGUUCAAACGUCAAAAACUUGUAAAUAAGAAAAAAAUACAUUGCAAUCAACAGAGAUUUCUUGUUGUUGUUUUUUUUCCCAAUCCAUCAUCAAUCCGUUUUGUAGCAGUUGAUCAUUGCUACUGCCAAUUCAAAUAUACUUUACAGGUGUGAAAUUGAAAUAUAUAUUGACAACAUUUUUUUAAACAAUAUUGGAGAUUUAGAUCGAAAUAAAAUACCCAUUAAUUUAUAAGUUUUGCUUAUCAAGUCAAUUCACUCCUCACCUCUUAUUUUCAAUUAACCCUUCAACAAACCUUCUAAACGAUUGAAGCCGACAUCACCUUCAGGUAUACAAACAGCCUGUUGAUUUACUUUAAAUGUAUUUGAACAUGGUUGUGAUUUUUUUUUUUUUUUUUUAAUGUCAGUUCAUAUGAAACCGUAAUAACUUAACUGUUAUCCUCUCUUUUGGUGAACAAAAAUGUAACAUUGCAGAUGCGAGCUUGUGGAGUGGUUCUCGUUUCUCUUCACUUCCUCGAGUUACUUUUUGGUGAAAUUUACAGCAAACGGUAUAAGAAUGGUUGAUUUUAUGUACAAAAAAAUAAUAAUUUUAUAAAUGUGAAAAUAAAAGUCUUUCAUUUAAUCGUGUGACUAUACUUAUUUAGCUAUUUAAAUUCUCUAAAAUGCAUUCAUGGAACUCAGGA